Rhodofomes roseus is the source of this 3230-nucleotide messenger RNA. Its product is annotated as armadillo-type protein. Gene Ontology annotation, biological process: protein dephosphorylation. Bases 175 to 2772 code for a protein of 865 amino acids. The record is from RefSeq and is a predicted model, not a curated record. NCBI's taxonomy places the organism in Eukaryota, Fungi, Basidiomycota, Agaricomycetes, Polyporales, Fomitopsidaceae. The transcript is spliced from 5 exons. Gene Ontology annotation, molecular function: protein phosphatase regulator activity; protein binding.
GCCGUCGUUGAAUUGCUCAAGCGCAUCUGGCAUGCCGACGAGCGCGAGGCGGGCCGGCCUCCACACCCUAUCGGCGACGAUGAAGUGACGCGGCCUGAUUAUGACGUUGGUCACCUUCAACGCCUUGAACGGCGCCUCUUUGAACAAGAGAUCGUUUACCAAGUUGUCAUCGGCAUGGGUCGCCUUGACUUGCCGGACACGGAGGAAGGGCCGCUCUCGACGAUCUCGACACCGCGCAGUGUUGGGGAGCACCGCCGUAAUACCUCGGAAUCGCAAAGUCUGGACUACCCGAUGCAGACGCCACCUGGGCCUGACACCUCUACAGCGGGAUCGACACCGCUCGCUGCACCUACUGGAACUGCGCCUGACUCUUAUUUCCCGGCGUUCCCGCACAUCCACCCAACUGCGGCGCCGGCCUCCUCCCCCUCGGGUCACCUGGCUCAGAGUGUAGCGGAGGAGCGAAGGUCGAUGGAAGGCAUCAUCACGCCCCCCGCAUUCCAGCUGAACCUGCCCCCGCCUUCUCCUCGUAGGGAGGUGGCUGUCAACACACCCAUUUGGGGUAUUUCCUCGACCAUGCAGACGAGUCCUGAGCCUCAAUUUGUUGUCGCCGAGUCGGUGCUAGCAGCCAAGUCUGCGGAGCUCUUAUCCCUGUCGUCUCCUGUGCUCUCGCCCUCUCCGCCACCCGCUCCCACAUCAUCCAUCGCUGAGGUCUCUUCUGGCUCGUUGUCCUCAACAUCCAUCGGGUCGGAUAGCUCUACGCCUUCUCUGUCAUCGUCCUCAACAUCGUCAUCGUCAAUUUCGACGAAUUCGUCGACAUCCUUGCUCACGCCCAGUAAUAGCCUUUCGCCGUCGGCAGCCCCAGAGCCGGUCGUAUCCAUGUCAUCAGGCGAGACUGAACUGGGCCCCUACUCAGGGAUCGCGGCAGGCGCCGAGAAGGAUGUCGUCAUGGCGCUUGAGCCGGUCGCAAGUCCCGCGCGAUCUCUGCAAGACAUCAGUCGGGAGACUACCGAAAGCGGCGAUUAUUUCUCGGGCACGGAGACACCUAUCGCGGAGCCGCAGGAGAGCAGAGGAACAACGUUAUCCGCAUGGCUCAGCGCUGGCCUUCCUGAGGGCGGCGAUGUGUCCAUGCAGGACGUCAGCCCGCAGGAAAUUGAGGCGGUUGGCGAGGAAGAGGGCGAUAUCAGCGAGGAGGCCGCGAUGGGAAGGCUGUCGAGUAUGAGUUUGAUGGCGGCUGUAACCGCGGGUGGUGGCCUGAACGAGGAGACGAAGAAUGUCUUCGUUACCGAAGUAGAACGGGUCGGACGCGAUCCAGUCUACUGGGUCAGGCGCGAGGCCGCAUUCGCUGUUGGCGCUUUGGCCAAGGUUGUCCCUAACGAACUCGUCACAUCUUCUCUGCUUCCCCUCUUCGAGUCCCUCUACCAGGACCCGACUUGGCAUGUUCGACACUCUGUCCUGUUCGCCCUUCCUGCGAUCCUUUCCAAACUCCCGUCGCCUCGCCGUCGGUCUCUGGCUCUCGAAGUCGUCCUUCCUCUAGCGUCAGACGAAUCUCCCACCGUCCGAUCGGCGGUUCUGGAGUCUCUUGGCGAAGUGAUUUACGCGUUUCACGGCGAAGAGGGCGGGCCGCCUGCAGAGCUUCUGAAUGUGUUCCUGGGCGUCCGAGAUGGUCGCAUACUCCCAAACCGACGUGAAGACGAUAGCCACCCACCCGUCUACCUACCAGGCUCUGGACCGUCUUCCGAGUCGGGCUUCAGCGACAGUGUCGCGUCGAUAGAAGGCAUCAGCACACACGAUAUCUAUGACGAUCCCGCACGACCCCUCGUAUGCGCUUUCAAUUUCCCAGCCGUCACUUUGACCUUGGGAAGGGCCCGCUGGCCGGAGCUGCGCGAGUUUUAUCGCACACUUGCGCGUAACCCAUCCUACAAGGUCCGCCGCACACUCGCAGCGUCUAUGGGCGAGAUCGCGAAGAUUGUCGGACCCGAAUACGCAAAGGAGGACGUUCUGGACGUUUGGUGGUCCAGCAUUGGUGCCGAGGAGACGGAGGUCCGCCUGAAGGCUAUAGAGUGCGCAGCUACGUUCGUGCGCGCUCUGGCCGAGUCGCAACGCGGUGAAGUCGUGCGAAGACUCGGUGAGGCUUUCACCACACAACGGCUCAAGGGUUGGAGAGAGCGAGAGGAGGUCGUCAAGAGCCUGCCGUCCUUCUCGGAGAUUAGUGGUCUUGACCCAAAGGUGCUCAAGGAUCUCCUGAUGGGUGCUCUCGGCGAUCGCGUAUCGGCGACUAGAGAGGCUGCGAUCGCGGUCUUCCCCGCAUUCGUGCGUGCAUGGCAAGCUACUCCUCGCUUGAUGGAGCAGGUGGAACAGCUGCGCUCCAGCAUCAGAGCGCUCGCUCGCUCGGACGCGUAUCGUGAGCGGACGACGUUUGUUACGUGCGAGCAGUCUCUCCUCGAGUCAAACAACAGCGACUUCAUCAUCCUGGACAACGAAUAUUGGGAAGUAUUAUCCUUGCUUACUCAAGAUCCCAUCGUGGACGUCCGCAUACGAGUGGCACGCUUACUGGGAACGAUUUUCGAUCUCUAUAACAGUGGACAACACUCCACGGUCAUGAGCCAGGUGCUCAGGCUCACCGCACCUCUGCUAGACGACAGUUCUCAAGACGUCCGAGCAUUCGCGGUAUCCGUCCACGCUGGAGGUGUGCAUCCGCAACCGCUGGUACCGGCCGACGCUUCUCGCAGCGCAGUCACCUUCUCACGGCCUCCACCACCCACACCGAGCUGAUAAUGGAAGGGCGUCGGUAUGGUGGAUAAUCGUCCGCCAGCCCUCCCACACCCCGCUUCCUCAAUGGCAAGCCAACUUGGGCAGGUCGUUGAGGAGCUGCGCUAGCAGACUCUAGCUGUAACAUCAGGGCAGGACGCAGCCGGAGGUGACCAUGUUCUAAACUUGGCGUGCGACUACGUGUCGUUGGCCGAGCGUCAGAACUGGUUUUGCGCUGCACUCACUGCUCUUCGAGCUCACUAUACGACCGUGACGUCGAUGCAACGGCCCACAUCCCCCACGCGACACAUCCUCUUGUGACGAAUGUAUCCUGGACGAAAUCUUGAUUAAGUUAUCAUGUACGCUAGCAUCCAGUGGCCUUCACGCAGUGCAUGGCAUGCCGUAGAAGAUAUAGUUUAGAUGCUGCCUCAUUAGUUAUAUCUUAUUAUCGUAAUACAUUUCCUGCAUUCAUAUUCAUCUGA